Molecule: messenger RNA, 2604 nt
Organism: Eimeria tenella
Lineage: Eukaryota; Apicomplexa; Conoidasida; Eucoccidiorida; Eimeriidae
Exons: 1
Coding region: 1-2604 (867 amino acids)
Biological process (GO): translation
Cellular component (GO): mitochondrial small ribosomal subunit
Molecular function (GO): methyltransferase activity; structural constituent of ribosome
Source: RefSeq, a predicted model, not a curated record
AUGGAAGUCAAUUUGGGCUGCGGGCCCUCGAUGGCUGCUGUUCGCGGCAUCUUCGUGAGACCCCCAUUCUACCUACAGCGGUAUUUCCUGACUGCAGCUUAUCGACGCAGAGGCCCCUCAGCCUCCCAGCUUUCUGCUUCCUGGGCUGACGCAGCAGCACCAGCAGCAGAAGGAGCUUUCGCAGCAGCUGAAACAGCAGCAGCAGCUGCAGCAGGAGCGGCUGCGAGUUGGCAGGGGUGCCUUUGCUUUCCCUGCCAGCCUUCUUACCAGUCUUCGUGUGUUUCCCACAGUCCCCUCCACCACUUCCGCUCCCGCGCAUUUGCUUCCAGCAGCAGCAGCAGCAGCAGCAGCAGCGCGGGCAGCAGCAACACAGCGAGCGGCGCCGUCGAUACACCGCGCGCGCCCAGCAGGACCUGCGCCAAGACCUCUGGCUGCAAGUCCUGUUCGCUCCUGUGCAGCAGCAGCAGCGGCAGAAGCCGCAGCAGUAGAAGCAGCAGCAGCAGCAGCAGCAGUAGGAAGCAUGAAGACAACGUGCACCGCGGGUAUUUGUUUGACCGGAUUGGGGACUCUCCGCGGUCGGACAUCCAGCGGCUUGCUGCUCUGGAUUCGCUGACUCUGUGCACGCUGAAGACAGUGCAGCUUCCUGCUGCUGUGCUGCAGAAGCUGCAGCUGCUGCUGCAGCACGUGGGCCGGAAGAAGGACUUGGAGAAGACAGGCCGGCUGCUGGCGCAGAAGACAGCAGCGAGGACUUCAGUGGAGCUUCCGAGGGUGCAGCCUUCGCUGCUGCUGCCGGAGGUGCAGCGGCUAGCUGCUGAGGCUGCAGCGCGGCAGCAGCAGCAGCAGCAGCAGCAGGUGCUGCUGCAGCAGCUGCAGCAGCCGCCGGAGGGCGUCGCUGCGGGGGAGCUGGCCGCUGCGGCGGCGCGCGCAGCAGCAGCAGAAGGCUGUGCUGCAGCGAGCUGGCGAGAGCCGCAGUCUGCGCGGAAGCUGCUGCUGCAGGGCAGAGACACGAAAGUGCUGCGGGCGCUGCCAGGUGCUGCUGCUGCGCUGCUGCAGCAGCUGCCCUGCGAAGGCCGCGAGGCCCAGGAAGCCCUUGCUGCUGCUGAAGACGCGCGGCACCGGCUCUACCGCCAGGUGACCACUGGUCACUCGCCGCUCUCUGCUGCUGCCUGGACGGCCCACCGCUUUGCUGCAGUCUACGCCCCGCUGCUGCGGAUCCUCACGGAACUCAAGAGCCGCUGCCCAGACUUCAAACCCCACAGAGUGCUGGAGCUGCAUGCAGGUUUUGCUGCUGGGCUUUUGGCGGUGCACGCGGUGUACGGACACCUCCUGCAUGCAGACCCUGCUGCAGCGCCCAGGAAGCACGGCAAGGGCCCCGACCCCGCCCUCGCAGCAGCAGCAGCAGCGGCAGCGGAGGAGCCCCCACCAGCAGCAGCAGCAGCAGCAGCAGCAGCAGCAGCGACGCCGUUUGAGUUCAUGCUGGCUGUAGAGCCUUCCGAACACUUGGCCAACAUCGGCCGCUACUUGACCGCCGACUUGUCGCCCCCAGUUGUCUGGCAAAUGGCCCUCUACGACGAGGGGCUGCGCCGCCGCCCGCAGCAGCAGCAGCAGCAGCAGGACGGCGAGGACGACCGCUUUGACUUGGUGCUGCUGCCGCACGUGCUGCUGCGCUCCGUGGAGGGCCAGGCCAGUCGGGAAAGUUUGCUGCGGUCGCUGUGGGGCCGCCUGCGGGCCGGCGGCGUGCUGCUGCUGCUGGAGCGCGGCACAGUCUCUGGCGCGCGGGUUGUGGGGAGUGCCCGCGAGCUCUUCAUCAGCGAGCUCGGCAGCAGCAGCAGCAGCAGCAGCGGCAGCAGCAGCGGCAGCGGCAGCAGCAGCAGCAGCGGCAGCAGCGGCAGCAGCAGCAGCAGCAGCAGCAGCAGCAGCAGCAGCUUUUACUUCGUGAGCCCGUGCCCGCACGAGGGCCCCUGCCCGCUGAGCAGCACGGGGAGGGACUGGUGCCACUUCGGGCAGCAGCUGCAGCGGCUGGCGCAUGCAGUGUACAGCAAGGGGCGGCGGAGCCGGAGUGUAGAGACAGAGAAGUUCAGCUACUUGGUGGUGCGGAAGGGUGUGGGGCCCCGCAGCAAGUUUGGCUGCGCUGCUGCUGCUGCAGCAGCAGGGGCACCCCCCGAGGCGCUGUCCUUCUUCUGGCCGCGGCUGGUGGGGCCCCCGCUCCGCGGCAGCAGCCACGUGCUGCUGGACUGCUGCAGCAAACCCCACACUUUCCAAAGACUUGCUGUUUCCAAACAAAUGCUGCAUGCAGCAGGAUACAAAAAAGCUCGUGCUGCAGCAUGGGGGGACCUGUGGAGACACCCCGCGCGCGUCGUGCGCCCCGACGCCCGGCUGUACGUACACCCCGAGAUCCGCGAGGCCGCAGACCGCCGCCUCCGAAGCAAACUGCAGCACGCAGCAGCAGCAGCGGGUUGCGAGAAGGCGCAGAGUGAAUGCAAUUACGAUGCAGUAAAGGGGAGUCAAAGUGAAAGUCGUUUCGAAAGAAAACAAAAAUCCCAACUCAACUUGCGAGCUGCUGCAGCACUCGCAGACACCUUCAGCAGGUACUGCGGCCAGUAG